Messenger RNA from Ananas comosus (pineapple), 2485 nucleotides. RefSeq names its product MICOS complex subunit MIC60. Lineage: Eukaryota; Viridiplantae; Streptophyta; Magnoliopsida; Poales; Bromeliaceae. The transcript has 12 exons. Gene Ontology annotation, cellular component: MICOS complex. The record is from RefSeq and is a predicted model, not a curated record. Gene Ontology annotation, biological process: cristae formation. Bases 278 to 2191 code for a protein of 637 amino acids.
AUUAUUGGGUUAUUGGUGUCAACUCUGGGACAUGUAUUGGUCCAGUAAUUCAAUGAGAGACCAUUUAUCUUAAUGGGCCGGCCCAUCCGGUGCAGAUUAGUUGAUGGGCCGACCCUUUCUUUUUCCUCGCUCGAAGAGGUUUUUGGUCCCAACUCCUGCGCCGAGGAUCGGUCGCGAAUCAAGGCGAGGAGAAGCGAUCGACCCUCUCGCAUCGUCCCCUCUCCUCCUCUCCGUUCCCUCAAGCAGGAAACAUCCGUUCACUCCUUAGCUCUUCGCCAUGUUCGCCAGGUGCAUUCGCGAUCUCUCCUCGGGCCGGUCCCUUCGGAGGAUCCCUCGGCCGGUCACGGCUCAGAUGCCGUUCCUACGAACGUCAAGAAACGAGUUCUCGAAUGCUCCUAAACAGAAUCCGUCUCAAAAAACUGUCCCCGUGGAAGAAACUCCUAAUGCGAGAAACAGUAUGUCGAAGAUUGUUCUCGGUAGUGUAGUUGUCGGUGCUGCCGCAAUGGCGGCUUACCAAGCUGGCUUUAUAGACCUUAAGGUUAAGGACGGAAAGUCUACUGUCGGCACUGCCGAACAAAAUGUUAUCAAAAUGCCGGAGAAUCUGGAAAAUGCUGCUCGGCAAGAUGGUGUUACGGUCGAUGGAAAACAAAGCGCACUGGAGCCGGAAACAGAAACUGUGGAGGUUUACAAUGAGUUGCAUCUUCCUAAGGAUCUUGAGGUCAACGAGGAAGUUGUUUCGGAGAUACCGCCUCCACAGGAGGAGUCUGCACCUGCCCAAGAAAAAGAACCGGAAACCCUUCCUCAGGAGACUGUUCAAGUCCCAGAUGAUCAAACAAGUGUUUCUAAUCUGUUAUCUGAAAGCAACCCGAACUUAGAUAGCAAAGAACUGUAUGUGGAAGAAAAGGCGAUCCCUGGAAUCUCUAAUGAAAGCGAAGGAAUUGACGGAUCAAUUAUUGUUACAGGAGAAUCUGGUGUGCUGGAAGCUGCUUCUCAUCAUGAUAAGCAUACGGAAUUGCCGAAGGAUCAGCUAGAUGCUGAAACAGUAGCACCUAAGUCCCUCUCUGAGUCAUACUCUCUACAUGAUGAGGGGAAGCCUGAAAUUUCGAUUAAAGGCGAGGGUGCUGAUGCUGUAGCAGCAUUUUCUAGUAAUAAAGAGGCUUUAGUUGCUAAUAAGGAAACUCCAGUUGACGAAAAAUUAUCUGAUGAUGGGAGAAUACUACUUGAUCUUAUAGAUGCUAUUCAUGCUGCUGAAAGAAAGCAAGCUGAAUCAGAUGCUUACAAGUUUUCUGAAGAGAAAAGGAUGUUGAAGGAGAAAUAUGAAAAGGAACUGAAGGACGCAAGGGCCAGGGAACUUAUGUUUGCUGAAGAGGUCGCCAUUUUGGAGAAGGAGUUGAAGAAAGAGAAGGUGAAGACAGCCACUGCCAUUAAGACACUUCAAGAAAAAGCAGAACAAAAUCUUCGAGAGGAACUGAAACGUAAGGAGGAGGAAACUGCAGAGCAGCUUGAGAAAGUUCAGGAGUUGGCGAAAGCUGAACUAUCUGGAGCUAUCGCAAAGGAGAAAGCAGCCCAGAUUGAGAGGAUUGCCGAAGCCAAUCUUAAUAUCAAUGCCUUGUGCAUGGCAUUUUAUGCAAGAUCUGAAGAAGCCCGCCAGAGCCAUUCCGUUCACAAGCUUGCCUUGGGAACACUUGCCCUGGAAGAAGCUCUGUCGAAAGGGCUACCAGUUCGAACAGAGGUAGAUUCCUUGCGCAAGUCUCUUGAAGGUAUCGAUAAAGAUUCGCUGCUAGAACUUGCACUUUCAACCCUACCAGAACAAGUACUGGACAAUGGAACAGACACUCAAAUGAAGCUGAAUCAAAAGUUCAACUCCUUGAAAGGAACUCUUAGGCAUUUUAGCCUCAUACCGGCUGGCGGCGGCGGCAUCCUAGCUCAUGCCGUAGCUCACGUAGCUUCUUCCAUUAAGAUGAAAGAGGAUCAGCUUGGAGACGGCAUUGAGUCGGUCAUCGCGAGAGUGGAGAACUUUCUGUCGGAUGGGAAAUUGGCGGAGGCAGCGGAGGCAUUGGAAGAAGGGGUGCACGGAAGCGAAGCCUCGGAAGUCAUAGUUGAGUGGGUGAUGCGGGCGAGGAGUCGGGCGAUAGCCGAGCAAACUCUCGCCCUUCUUCAAUCAUACGCCACAUCUAUUACUUUCUCUUAGUUCUAAUUUACUUCUACAGCAGGGGAUUUGGCUCUAUAUCAAUUCCAGGCGCAUAUAGCAGGUACUCUUUUGUUACGAUAACUUCUCAAUUUACCUCUCUGUUUGUCGACUGAGCAUACUGUAAAUUAACGGCUCUUGAGUGUCGAGCUAAUAAAAUUUUGCUGUGUGUGUAUAUCGCAAUCUGCGGCGCUUCUGGCCCAGUUUGGAUGUGUCAUUUUUAACAUUGUUUUGAAUUCGAUUGUUUCCAAUUGACCGUACUCGUUGGAAAUAUAAGUCGACACCCUUUACUGUUCA